Molecule: messenger RNA, 431 nt
Organism: Darwinula stevensoni
Lineage: Eukaryota; Metazoa; Arthropoda; Ostracoda; Podocopida; Darwinulidae
Source: the annotation of a GenBank genome assembly
UGAUCGUCCUUGACCUCUGCAGGAUCACCUUCUGCGGGAUCACGAUGAAAAACUACGUGGUGGCGAACGUGUCGCUGAAAUCCCAGACGACGAUCAAGUACGCGAUGAAGAUGCUGAGCUCGAGCAGCGAGACGAUCAUCUUCAUGUUCCUCGGCGUGUCCACGGUCCACGACGAACACGAGUGGAACACGUGGUUCGUCCUCUUCACCCUCCUCUUCUGCGCCGUCUACCGCUUCCUCGGCGUGGUGGUGCUGACGGCCAUAGCCAACCGCUUCCGGCUGCAGAAGCUGGAAAAAGUGGAGAAGUUCGUGAUGUCGUACGGGGGGCUGCGAGGCGCCGUCGCCUUCGCCCUCGUCCUCCUCAUCGACAAGAACUUGGUGCCGCACAAGCGGAUGUACGUCACCACGACCAUCGCCGUCAUUUACUUCACG